AACUUAGAAAUUAAAUCAAAAACCCUUCUUCGCACCUCGCUCACUCUUCACACUCACACAAUCAAAAACCCAAAUACAAUAAAUCAAAAUUAAAACCUAGAAAUUAAAAAAUAAAAAUUAAAUAAAGUUUGAAUUCAAAAUCAAAAUUUCAAAACCUUUUAUUUCAGUUUAUUUUCCGAUACAUUCCGAAAUCUCGGCCGGUUCAGAGCGCGAUCUGUAAUUCAUUCUUUCUUUCUUUCAUUCAUUCUUGCAAAAGCUAUAGUAUCAAUCUAGGGUUUCGGAUUUUUCUUUUGGUUGCCGUGAAGAUUCGGCGAUGUUCACGCCGCAGAGGAAGGCGUGGCCGGCGGUGACGGCAAUUGCGCCGAGGAGUGCUUCGGCGGCGGCGACGGGGAAGGGUAAAGCGGUGGCGUUUCCUGAUAUUCCGCCGCCGUUGGAUUCGCUGAGCGGCGAGGCGGCGGAGAUUGGCGGCGGAGAUAUGGAGGACUGGAAGAGGUUCAGAGAGGCGGGGCUGUUGGACGAGGCGGUCAUGCAGAGAAAGGACCGCGAGGCUCUUCUUCUCAAGCUCUCGAAGCUUGAAAACGAGCUUUAUGACUACCAGUAUAACAUGGGGCUUCUCUUGAUUGAGAAGAAAGAGUGGACUUCCAAGUACGAAGAACUGACACAAGCGCUAGCGGAAACUCAGGAGAUCCUCAAACGUGAACAGUCAGCACAUUUAAUUGCAUUUUCUGAAGUUGAAAAGAGAGAGGAGAAUUUGAGAAGAGCAUUGAGCGCUGAGAAGAAGUGUGUGAUUGAUCUUGAAAAAUCUCUACGUGAACUUCAAGGAGAGCGUCACCAACUCAAACUUACAUCUGAGACAAAGUUAGCUAAUGCAGAUGCUUUGGUUGUUGGAAUUGGAGAGAAAUCUUUGGAGGUAGAAGAAAAGUUGCAUGCUGCUGAAGCCAAGCUUGCUGAGGUAAACAGAAAGAGUUCAGAAUUGGAAAUGAGAUUGCAAGAGGUGGAGGCUCGUGAAAGUAUUCUCCAGAGGGAGCGCCUAUCCUUAGUUGCUGAGCAAGAGGCACAUAAGGCAAUUUUUUAUAAACAAAGAGAAGACUUACGAGAGUGGGAGAGGAAACUGCAGGAAGGAGAGGAAAGGCUAUGUAACAAUAGGAAAAUCCUUCAUGAGAGAGAGGAGAAGGCAAAUGAAAUAGAAGCAACUAUUAAGCGGAAAGAGAGGAGCCUUGAAGAGGCCCAAAAGAAGAUUGACUUAUCGAACACAACGUUGAAAGAGAAGGAAGAUGAUAUCAACGAAAGACUGGCGGAUGUAGUUUUAAAGGAAAAAAAAGCUGACUCUCUGAGAAGCUCCCUUGAGAUGAAGGAGAAGGAAUUACUUGUGUUGGAAGAAAAGCUUGACUCUAGAGAAAGAGUGGAGAUUCAGAUUCUUCUUGACAAGCAAAGGGCUAUCCUGGAUGUUAAAAUGCAGGAGUUUGAGCUGGAACUAGAAGAAAAAAGGAAAUCCCUUAAUGAGGAAUACAGUAGCAAGUUAGAUGAGGUGGAGCAGAGGAAGGUUAAAAUCAACCAUGAGAAAGAGAAGUUGAUCAAACAAGGUCAAGCGUUGGAUAAAAGGGAAGAGAGACUGCGUGAGAAAGAGAAGGACAUUGAAACCAAGAUGAAAAGUUGUAAAGAGAUAGAAAAGGAUGUGAAAGCUAAUGAGAAAAGGUUGGAGGCAGAAAAGCAACAAAUACUUGCUGAUCAAGAGAGUCUGCAAAAUCUCAGAGAUGAAAUUGAGAAGGCAAGGGAUGAAAAUGCUCAGCAGAAGCUGCAAAUUCAAGAAGAGAGUGAGAAACUGAGGAUAACUAAGAAAGAGAGGUCAGAGCACCUCCGUUUGCAGUCACAAUUGAAACAGGAGAUAGAAAAUUACAGACUUCAGAAGGAGAUGCUUUUGAAGGAAGGUGAAGAUUUAAAACAAGAAAGGGAGAAGUUUGAGAAAGAGUGGGAAGUUUUGGAUGAGAAAAGAACAGAAACUAGUAGGGAGCUAAAACAAAUUGUUGAAGAGAAAGAGAAAUUGGAGAAAUUGCAACACUCUGAAGAAGAAAGGCUGAAAAAAGAGAAACGUGCAAUGCAGGACCAUAUAAAGAGGGAGUUGGGAGCUCUUCAACAGGAGAAGGAAUCAUUUGCAUCCUUAAUGAAGCAUGAGCAAUUAGCUCUAUCUGAGAAAGCACAGAAUGAGCAAAGUCAAAUGCUUCAAGAAUUUGAGUCGCAAAGAAGGGAUCUUGAGACUGAUCUGCAGAACAGACGUGAAGAAAUGGAGAGGUGUUUACAGGACAGGGAAAGAGCAUUUGAGGAGGAGAAAGAAAGAGAGCAUAAUAAUAUUAAGCACUUGAAUGAAGUUGCUGAGAGGCAAUGGCAAGAAGUGAAGUCCGAAAGGCUUAGACUACAGAAGGAAAAGGAGGAAUUUAAAUUGAACCAGAAGCAGUUGGAAGUGAACCAACUUGAAAUGAAUAAAGAUAUUGUUGAACUCAACGGUCUUAACAGUAAACUCAAGAAGCAGCGGGAACAGUUUAUUGAAGAAAGAAAUCGUUUCCUUGCAUUUGUUGAGAAGUUCAAGGGUUGCGAAAGUUGUGGGGAAAUCACAAGGGAGUUUGUUUUCUCGGAUCUCCAACUACCUGAAAAUGAAAUAAAACAUAGGGAGGCUAUUCCUGUACCGAGGCUGGCUGAUGAAUUUUUGAAUAGCCCUCAAGGCAAUGCAGCUGCUUCUGAUUUGGGAUAUUCAGACUCUGGGGGCCACAUGACAUGGCUCCGCAAAUGCACCUCAAAGAUUUUUAACUUAUCUCCAGGUAAAAAGAUUGAGAAUGUUUCUGCUCCCGUUUUGACAGAAUCAUCACCAUCGUCAGCCAUGCUGGUCAACAAAGGAGCUAGUGGGCAUGGUAUUUCUGAGGAUGAGCCACAGUCUUUUGGCAUGACUAAUGACACCUAUGAUGUUCAGCGGCAGCUCCAAUCUGAAAGCAUCAUUAGAGAGGUGGAUAAUGCUUGUGCCCCAUCAGUUGAUGAUCAUAGCUACAUGGACAGUAAGGUACAGGAAGUUCCAGAAGAUUCCCUGCAAUCAGAACUGAAGAGUGGUCGGCGCAAGCCUGCAAGGCAACGCAAGUCAGGAGUGUAUAGAAUGCGUUCUGUCAAGGAUGUUGUUAAAGAUGCAAAGGUUUUUCUUGAAAGAUCAGAAUUGAAUGCUAAUGCCCAGACUGAAGCUAUUGACCAUAUCAAUGAAGAAAGCAAGGGUGAUUCCAGUCGUGCUGAGAAAUCUGCUGGUAACAAUGCAAGGAAGAGGCAACAUGCACAAACCUCAAGGAUAACAGAGAGUGAGCAGGAUGAUGGCAAUAGUGAAGAGCAUUCAGAAAGUGUCACAGCUGGUGGACGCAGGAAGAGGCGUCAAACAGCUACUUCAGUCAUGCAAACUCCAGGAGAGAAGCGAUACAAUCUCAGACGACAUAAGACUGCAGGGAUAGUCACAGCAGCACACACCUCAGCUGACCUGACAAAGUCAAAGGGGAAAGAAGCCACUGAUGGUGAUGCAGUGGAAGUAGCACCAACACCUGAAGGUGUUUCUGCACCAUCAUCGAGCGUUGCUGGUAAGAAUGGCCAAAUUACAGGAUUGGUACAAGUUACAACAGUUAAAAGUGUGGAGAUCUCCGAGGAUAGAGUUGUUCGGUUUAAAACACCGUCAGACAUUGAUAAUGACGAUGGCGAUGUGGCAAAAUCGAUUGAAAAUGCCCAUUUGAGUGAGGAAGUAAAUGGUACCCCUGAAUAUGGCAAUGAAGAUGAGAAUGUGAGCACAAUCCAUGAAGCUGAGGAUAACUCUGAUGACGAUGAUGAUGAGUCAGAGCAUCCAGGUGAAGCUUCAAUAGGAAGGAAGUUAUGGACUUUCUUCACAACAUGAUGACUGCAGUAGUGUCUUCAGUUCACUCUUAGGAACUCCUCUUUCUCUCUCUCUCUUCUGUGUAUCAAAAUUGUGGAAUUCAUGUAAACUUUAGGGAUUCUAGCUUUAGUUAGAUUUUAAAGCAUUUUGUGGUUUUCCCUUUCCUUUUGGUCUUGUGUAUUUUGGGGAAUAGAAAAGAUUGCAGGAUAGCAUAAAGGAGGGUUCUAUUCUAGCUGUCAGACACUGGGGGGUGCAUGAUGUGCUGCUAGUUUCAGCAUGCCCAAGUUGAUUUUCUUUGUAUCCUGAUCGAUGGUGCAACUUCCACAUUUUUUAUCCUAAAUUGCUGGUCCGAUUUCCCUGUC
Molecule: messenger RNA, 4251 nt
Organism: Quercus robur (English oak)
Lineage: Eukaryota; Viridiplantae; Streptophyta; Magnoliopsida; Fagales; Fagaceae
Product: nuclear matrix constituent protein 1-like
Exons: 8
Coding region: 314-3910 (1198 amino acids)
Biological process (GO): nucleus organization
Cellular component (GO): nucleus
Source: RefSeq, a predicted model, not a curated record